GGAACGCUUGGCAUUCUGGGAGCGCGGGGCCCGCCAUUCGCUUGCCUCACGCUUUCGCCGUCGCAACAUUUGUCCCAGAACCGAAGAGUAGGCGUGUAGGCCUCAGUCGCACUCUUCCUGCCAAGAUGUCGAUUGGUGUGCCAAUUAAAGUCCUGCAUGAAGCUGAGGGCCAUAUUGUUACAUGUGAGACAAACACCGGUGAGGUAUAUCGAGGAAAGCUUAUUGAAGCAGAGGACAACAUGAACUGCCAGAUGUCCAACAUCACAGUCACGUACAGAGAUGGCCGAGUGGCACAGCUGGAGCAGGUAUACAUCCGUGGCAGCAAGAUCCGCUUUCUGAUAUUGCCUGAUAUGCUAAAAAAUGCACCAAUGUUAAAGAGCAUGAAAAAUAAAAACCAAGGCUCGGGGGCUGGCCGUGGAAAAGCUGCUAUUCUGAAGGCCCAAGUGGCUGCAAGAGGAAGAGGACGUGGAAUGGGACGUGGAAACAUCUUCCAGAAACGAAGAUAAUUUUCUCUGUAAAACAGAACUUAGCCUUUUCUUUUUCUGUAGAUUAUCUGAGUUUAUCUGGGUGGGUACCUAUAUGUAUGUUUUCUUUUGACAUCAUUUUUUUUAGAUCAGAAGAACUGUUAAACUAAAUAAAUCUGAUUAUGUUGUUUGG
Messenger RNA from Dipodomys spectabilis (banner-tailed kangaroo rat), 657 nucleotides. It is a transcript of the gene Snrpd3, whose product is annotated as small nuclear ribonucleoprotein D3 polypeptide. The transcript has 4 exons. Gene Ontology annotation, cellular component: catalytic step 2 spliceosome; precatalytic spliceosome; U2 snRNP. The record is from RefSeq and is a predicted model, not a curated record. Gene Ontology annotation, biological process: spliceosomal snRNP assembly; RNA processing. Gene Ontology annotation, molecular function: RNA binding. Lineage: Eukaryota; Metazoa; Chordata; Mammalia; Rodentia; Heteromyidae. The coding region runs from base 126 to 506 and encodes 126 amino acids.